This is a messenger RNA of Eimeria mitis, 2289 nucleotides long. RefSeq lists its product as uncharacterized. The coding region runs from base 1 to 2289 and encodes 762 amino acids. The record is from RefSeq and is a predicted model, not a curated record. The transcript has 3 exons. Lineage: Eukaryota; Apicomplexa; Conoidasida; Eucoccidiorida; Eimeriidae.
AUGUUUUCUAUACAGAUAUUCAAGAACAGAAAGACCCACUCGGUCUUCUUAUUCUUUUCCGUUGUUUUUCUGCUGGCGUCAGAGCAGCAUUUCGUUGUUGCUGCGGCCUCCUACGCACCGUUGGGCGACCAGUGGACAGCUGCUGCCGCCGUGCAUCCCAGUACACCUCUUCAGUUCCUCCGCCAGCAUAUUUUAUUGGAAAACGUGACGAAUGCGAAUGUCGUCCCCUCCGUUGAGGAGAGCAGCGUGGUUUCUGCAAGGUAUGUGCGAGAUGGUAAUAUAAAAGUUCCUGAUGCCUUGCACGAGACUCUCAACUUCGACAGCUCCUUUCAUCCGGAGUCACCAGACACUCAACGGCCCCUGCCCGUGAAAGUCUCCGGGAUAGAUGACCAAGCCGAAGCCCUUCAGCAGCAGCUCCGCGCUCAGCAACUUAGAGAUGUUUCGGAUGCAGAUAGAGGCGAUUGGGAUUGGGCCACUGAGGAGGAGUGGGCAGAGGGGGAAGGGCAAGGAGAAAAGGAGAAGGAGAAUCAGAAGGAAGAGGAGCACCACGAAGAAAACGGCAACGAUGAUCAGGAGCCUGUAGAGGGGGCCGGAGUUGUCCCGCAGUGGCAGCUGCAAGGGUCUGCAGCAGAAGAUUCUUCUGUUGCAACAAACGUAAAUACCAGUGGUGCUGGCCGCAGGACAUCAGACAGGUUCGUGGACCCACGCAGUGAGCAUCAGUGGCCCCAGCAGCAGCAACAACAGCAACGCAACGGGCAGCAGUUUGAGCAAGGCGACGAUGACUGGCUUGGACUCCCUCCGCAGCAGCAGCAGCGGCAGCCAUUGCCGCCGCAGCAGCAGCUGCUGCCUCCAAACCGAAAUCCUUACGGUCGAGGAGGAGAGGAUGAGUUCCUAAAUCAGGGCCCCAUCACCAAUGGCCCAACCGGCAUGAGGGGCCAGUCUGGGGCCCCGUUUGGGGGCCCCUCUGGAGGCUCCUUUCGGGGGCCCCCUCCAGCACCACACGGCAUUUCACCUUUUGGGCAGCAUGACGGCCCCCCUGGAGGCCCAGCUGGUAGUUCGCCUUUCGGCCAACGGGGCGUACCCGCUGGGCUCCCUUCUGGGGCUGCAUCUAUGGGCCCACGACAGGUAGCUGGAGGCGCACAUGGGGGCCCCAUGCAUGGCGGACCCCAAGGGGGCUUUCCUGGAAACAUACCUGGGGGUGCACGGGGGGCCCCAGCUGGGGGCUUUCCUGGGGGCCCCUUGGGGGUUGGUAUCCCCCAAAGUAGGGCUGGGGAUGAAGACGAAGGAUGGCUCAAUGAGGGAAAUAUUCCCUUUCAUGGACAAAGAGAUGGAGAGAGAGGCGCUCAGCAGCAGUUGCAGCAGCUGCAGCAGCAGCAAAUGCAGCAGCAACUGCUGCAGCAGCAGCAGCAGUUGCCACCGCCAGGGAUGGUUCAGCAGCAACCGCAGCAGCAGGGUCUGCCGGCGCCUCAGCAGCAGCUGCAGCGCACAGCUCAUGAGAUGCAGCAAACAGCUGCGCAGCUGAAGCAUCAGCUGCAGCAGCCCAUUCAACAGCAGCCGCAGCCUCCACAGCAGGAUCAACAACGGCAGCAGCAGCAGCAGCGGCUUCAACAGCAGCAGCAGCUAGAGCAAGAGCGAGAGCAGCUGGAGGCUCAGGAGGGGCCACAGCAGGAGCAAGAAGAAGAUGGCUCAGCAAGGCGACGAAGACGGCAGUUUCUGAAUGCUGCUUUUGCUGCAGCACAAGCAGCAGCAAACACUUUCUUUGAGGUUGCUGCUGAGCCGGAAAAUUGGGGGCUGUCGUCAGCUGAGGGGGAGGGACAAGGGCAGCGCAUGAAUCUGCAGCAACUAAACAACCAAGUAGAGAGCAUAGUCAACGACUUCCUCAGACCUAUACAAGCAGAUGCCAACAGCAGCAGCAACAACAGUAGCAGCAGCAGCAGCAGCAGAAGCAGCCGAAGAGGCAGCGCAGCCCUGCGAGCUGCAAGUACUGAAGAUAAAGACGACUCUUACUUCCAGGGUGAGCAGGACCCUGAAGUGCGACAGGAGUACAUACAGCAACAAAGAGACCGCAUGCAGCAGCAGCAGCUGCUGCAAGAGCACCUCCGGAGUAAGGCGAUGCGGCAGCACCUGCAGGAACACCGCCAACAGCAGCAGCAACAGCAGCAGCAACAGCAGCAAGGCGGAGAGCUACAAGGAGCUGCUACUACAGAUCGUGGGGAGGACCCAAUAGACUAUCGCAGGAGAGCUCUUGAAGGGUUUAACGCCCGCAGGCUGCCCGCAGAAACCUCUUAG